This is a messenger RNA of Strongylocentrotus purpuratus (purple sea urchin), 2107 nucleotides long. Its product is annotated as sperm-associated antigen 7. Bases 58 to 855 code for a protein of 265 amino acids. Gene Ontology annotation, molecular function: nucleic acid binding. The transcript is spliced from 6 exons. The record is from RefSeq and is a predicted model, not a curated record. Lineage: Eukaryota; Metazoa; Echinodermata; Echinoidea; Camarodonta; Strongylocentrotidae.
CCUCAGUAAAUUCCCAGGCCGGAUUGAGUUUGUUAUCGAUAAACACACCGCUAAAUAAUGGAUUUACUGGGCAGUAUUUUGAGUUCCAUGGAGAAACCUCCUUCAGUAGGAGAGAAAGAAAAGAAGUUAGCACAAGAGAGGAAGAACCAGAUUGAGAAGAUGAAGCUGGAGGACAGGAAGCGGAAGAACGAAUUCAGAGCAAAAGUCGAGAAAGAAGUUGAUGCAUUUCUGAAUGACAGCGCACGAACCAGACUGAAGUAUCCACCAAUUGACAAGGUUUAUCGCAGCAUAAUACAUGAUGUUGCAGAGGUAGCUGGAAUGACUUCAUUCUCAUUCGGAGAGGCAGAGGUAGACCGCUAUAUCAUGUUGUUCAAAAAGGAAAUCCCUCCUACUGAGGAGGAACUCAAUGCCUACAAGAGAGGAGAGAAGUGGGACCCAGAGGAGGCCAGGUUCCUGGCAAAGAAAGUGGCGGAGGAGGCGGAGAAGGCGCGGCAGGUGGAAGAGGCAAGAGAACCGGUCAAGGUGGUACCCACUUCAGAUUACAAGGCUAAGUACAAAGACUUGAUCGGGGAGGAGAGUGCCAAAGAUGCAGCCCGUCAUCUCACACCAAACAAGCAGUUUGGCUUCGUUCCGAGCGAAAAUAAAAGAGACAAACGUUCAGUGGAGGAGACGUUAGAUGCAAUACGAGCUAAGAAGCAGAAGAAAUAUGAUGACGGUAUCCACCAAGUUCCGAGUAAUAUCGUGGCAGAGCUUUGCAGUACAUCAAACACAGAAAUCAUCGUGGAGGUUCCAAGUGCUAGUCAAAUUGAGGCAAAGACAGAGAGUAGCAGUUCAUCAAAAACAGAAGAUCAAUGAUGCUUGUAUCCCUCAGUUUCUAGAUAUUUAUAUGUAUUUUUUUUUCGUUAUGCUUGUGUAAGUUUAUUUUUCCACUGCAAGUACAUUUUACUUCUCAUGCAAAUAUCAAGGAUUCUUUAAAGCUGUGAUGGAAGGCAGGGCUCCCCACACGCUUUUAUUUUAUUGCUUGGAUCCAAAAUGAUAUUAAAGAUAAAGACCAGUUAUGGUCAUGCGAUUGCAUUGUGAAAGAAACGUUGUGGAAUCGAUCAGAAAAGGUUGAUCAUCUAGCAUAUAACUAUUGGUGUGUACUGCAAGGUUCUGGAAUCAUCAAAAUGAUAAGAAAUUUGGCCCAGUCUUCGUAAAGUUACAAGCACUUACACAGAAGAUGUGUAUUGGACUACGCACACAUGCGCGACACAUGCGUUUAUCUCUCACAGUCCAAUAGAUAAACUAAUUUACCAAAUAUAUCAAUUAGUAGGCGGUUUCCCGGCAAAUUUUUUAUCAUCAUGUAUUGGUCAAAACAUAUUCUUUCACAUGAUUAGAAAUAAAGAGCAUCCAUUUCAUUUUUUUUCCCAAAACUGGUCUUUCCCUUUAAGGGGUCUGAAGGCCAUAUUUACUUUUACAAUGUAUGGGUAGGACCACUAGGAUGUGGGACUCAGAAGCAUAAUUGUGUGAGACAAUUUGUAAAGAACCCCAGUUCCAGUUUGUGUGGAGCCCUAUCAUAUUAAUGUUUGUAAUCAUGUUCAUCUAAAAUUAAACAUUCUGAAAUGAGAUAUGUUGUAAGGAAUAAAAUAGAAUUUAAAACACAUACAAAAACAUCCUCCUCUUUGAUUGAAAUACAAUUCACAUAAGCAUUUAUCUGCAAAAUGAUUUUUUUUAUUUAAAAAAAACAAAAUUUAUAUUGAUUUUUAAUGUGAUAAAGAAGUGAUGCAUCAAUUAUUGUCCAUUACUAGCAAUCUUCUUUGUUUCAAGGGGCAAAUAGAAGGUAUUUGGUGUCCUAUUUCUUACGAAGUAUACAUUUUGAAGUAUUAAUGAUAUAAAAAAAUAUACAAUUGAAGUAUCAUUUUACUUGUUAUUUAGUACUCUGCUCCAAGCUGUAGAAUAGAGCUAAUGAUAAACUUCAUACGAUCAUCUGAUGUACUUACCAGUAAAUCUUUGGUGUUAUAUUUUAUAUUUUGAACAUACAUGUAUAUAAAUUGACAUCAAAAGUAUCAUGCUACUUAAUAAAUUUUCUCCUUUCAAGCUCUAGCAGGGCUUGCAAAUUUAACAGUCA